AAGAAGAACGGCAAGAAAAAAACAAUAUCGUACAGUCUCUUGGAACUCUGUAGCAAAACUCUGCAUCGAAAAGAGAAAGUUGUUGCAAAUCGUCGUCAGCAUCGUCGUCUUAUUUUCCUUCCUCCCGACCGACGCAAAUCACGGCUGUCGACUGCGAAAGUGAAUGCUGGCGAGGUUGCAUUAUUUUUAUUGUGCAAUUGGUUUUAGAUUUUCGUAAGAGGUUUUUCUUUCUCUAUGUCGAAGAAGGAAGAAAACUGCGGGGCGUAGAGAAAACACUCAAUUGCUGGUUGUGCCAAAGUUCAAGACUGUUUGGUCUGUCAAAAGGAGGAGAGGAGCAAAUUUUGAUAAGGAAGAAUGGUAGAUAGCAGCUUCUGCGAGAACUUUUACUUUGUGAUAUGAAUCUCUGGCUGGGGCGAUGCUAGUUUGGCUCUGUGACAAACGCAGCGUACAAUUGUGCUGGUGAGCAUCUCGCAUCUCUUAGGAUUUUUAAUUGCGGUGCAGGAAGAAAAAAGGCCCGUCGGAUUCGAGAAGAUCGAGCUGGGUGAAUUAAGCCUUACCCGCGUACUACCGAUUUUGUUAGCACUGUUCGCCAGUUUGGAGGAAGCCAGCAGGAUUUGGGCGAAGAUCAGGAAGAAGAUGGAUGGCAGCAGUGUCGGGAGUGGUGGAGGCGACGACAUGAGUGGGUCUGCCGGAACGUCAGCAAACGAUAGUCGAAGUAUUCGCGACAGUGAUGACGGGGGCGAUGACAACGCUCCUGACUCCAACGGGCAACCGUAUCACGAGGUGCAACGCAAUGCUUUGGCUAGUGGCGUUGGGAGCAGCCAGAAGAAAUCGUGGUCGGAGCUCAAAACGAUUGUUAAUGAUAUGAGGCGCCAGAUGGCAUCCUUGGUCAGCUUACUGCCUAUGAACGUUAACUUUCGAACUCUGUCGGAUGGCCGCACACGGGUUUACUUUCUCAGUCUGCCCGCGUCCAAUGGAUGGGAUACGGUUCUUUUCUAUGCUGACGUGCCUGCUAGUGAAACAGACAAUCGUGCCCCUAUGCGACUCGAAUGGCAUCCGAUGCUUGAGCCGAUCAUUUCCCACUUGUCUGUGAACAAUUCGCGCGAGGUUCAGCUGCUCCUGGAACGGAAACGUCUCUCGAUAUGGGGCAUUACGUCGUAUGAAAUUCAUAAAGCUAGUGGCAAAAUUGUGUUCCCUGCAUGUAAUACCUUGUACCAGUGUUUGGACACUGGGUACGGAGAGGGAACGCUGUUUCCGUCGGAAUUGCGAAUCUUCCAGCGGUCCGCCGCCAUCGACCCGCAGAUCUGCCCCCAGAAUUCCGACCUUGUUGCGUAUGUUUGUGAUGGCGAUAUUUGGGUUAUUCAUACCCUCAGCGGUCACAGCGAGCGUCUCACGUAUGCUCACGAUGGACGAAGAUCAUUCUCGGAGGAUCCGUUUUCAGCUGGUAUCCCAUCUUAUGUGAUGCAGGAGGAGUUUAGCCGUUAUCAGGGCUUCUGGUGGCAACCGAGCAGCACCGAUGAGAUCUAUCGGAUAGUGUACGAGGAGGUGGAUGAGAGCGACGUAAGUCUAUACACGUUCCCGUCGUCUCAGUCCGUUGGCGGUGAUUACGAGGAAUAUCGAUUUCCGCGAGCAGGCUCAGCUAACGCUAAAUCCAAGCUGAAACUGGUUCAAUUUCGGCUGUCGGAGUCGCUAAAAAUCAAGGAGGUGUGUACCAAGGAGCUGCAAAGUUCUCUGAACUCUGUUUUUCCCUGGCUUGAAUACGUUGUGAGAGUUGGUUGGACUCCGGAUUCGAAAUACGUUUGGGUUCAACUGGUUAAUCGUGUACAGCAAAGAUUGGAUUUGGUUUUGAUUCCGUUGGACAAUUUUUGCGAGGGAUACAGCUGCUCAUCGCUGUCACCCCUGGGGGCAAUUAACAGUACAGCAGCGAUGAGCGCGAAAGAAUCCGCGAUAUUCGUUUCCCCCAAUGACUACUGGAUGACCCAAGUGGAACGACACAAGCAACCCAUGCAAGUGAUCUACUCGGAAACAUCCAACACUUGGGUGAAUGUGCAUGAUGUGCUACAAUUCCUCGAAAUCAAUGAUAAAACCGUGCAGUUUAUCUGGGCCUCGGAAGAGACUGGUUUUCGGCAUUUGUACUUGGUAACAUCUAGUCUUGCCACAGGUGGCAACUGCAGCAGUAACAGUAGUUAUAGAAACGGUAGCAGUAAUAUUAGUCAUGAACAUCACAAAGACAGUUCUUCGGACAUGGAAACGGUCAAUAGCAAUCAUCAUAAUCACAUUUACAAAAGCGAAGAGAGCACCUCCAAAUCAGACACGACGAAUGUGGAUAGCUGUGGGACACUGGUACCGCGUAUAUUGCAGAAGACAGUACUUACGUUUGGAGAAUGGGAAGUGCUGGGACGCAACGUUUGGGUGGACAAAAAGCAAAAACUUGUAUAUUAUAUGGGCCUUCGGCAAACCCCGCUGGAGAAUCACCUGUAUGUUACGAGCCUCGAUGGACCCCGGAAUGGACGGAUACUAACCGUUCCCGGGUAUUCGUUUACGAUCGAGUUCAAUGAUGAAUGUACCAUGUUCCUGCAGACGUAUAGCAACACCCAAACGUUACCCUCGUGGGAGUUGGUACACAUCAAACAAAACGGCGCCAGCGGUGACGUCGCCGGACUAGAACUGAUCUCGAUGGGGUACCUGUUCGAGGGUGGCCCAUCGGAAAAUACUCAUUACAACCCGACCAUCUACAGUCCUCGUUUGGCGACGGGAGAGAUUAUCUACACGAUGGUGUUCAAACCCCACGACUUUAGGUUGGGUGUUAAGUAUCCGACGGUGUUGAACGUUUACGGCGGACCGGAGGUGCAAACCGUUAGCAAUACAUUUAAGGGCAUGAGACAACUACGGAUGCACAUGCUGGCAGCUCAGGGCUACUGCGUGGUUUGCGUUGAUUCGCGUGGAUCGCGCCACAGGGGAGUGCAGUUUGAGAGCUACAUCCGAUGUCGGAUGGGAACUGUCGAGCUGGCCGAUCAGGUGGAAGUGCUUAAGAUCCUUGCAGAUGAGUUGGGUUACAUCGAUAUGGAUCGAGUGGCGAUUCAUGGGUGGUCUUACGGAGGUUAUCUUAGCUUAAUGGGUUUGGUGCAGUAUCCGGAGAUAUUCAAACUGUCCAUUGCGGGGGCGCCUGUUACGAGUUGGGAGUAUUACGAUACAGGCUAUACUGAGCGGUAUAUGGAUCUUCCCGAAAACAACCGAUCCGGUUAUACGGCAGGGUCGGUGUUAAACUACAUCAAUAAGUUUCCGGAUGAGGACAACCGUCUGCUAAUCAUCCACGGAUUGAUCGACGAGAACGUGCAUUUCUUCCACACAUCACAGCUCGUGAAUGGUCUGAUCAAGGCGAACAAACCGUACCAGCUGCAGGUCUAUCCGAACGAACGCCACUCACUGCGUAAUCUGGAUGCCAGUAAGCACUACGAAACCAAGCUACUCUCCUUUCUCCAGAAUCAUCUGUGAGUGAACCCCAUUAACGAUUCACUUACAGCUUAGCCGCCGCAUCCUCUUAAUUUUUCCAAUCGCCUUGCGGGAAAGUACGUGUUGUGUAGGGAAAAGUUUUUUGCUUGUGUAAAUUGUUGAUAUAAUAAGCUGGCCACUAGUAAUUAAUCUGUCUGUUCUGUUAUGUUCCUGUCGGCCAAUCAAAGAUGGACAAGAAAAAAACGGUUGCAAUCGUGUACCACAAACCGCAGUCAAUAAUGUUAGCAAAUCGUUCACUGUAUUAUACCGAUCGUUCUUCGCCAAUCGUAGGAGAUAGAUUAUAGGUUGAUAUCUCGAGAGAAUAUCAGAAAGCGUCCGGUACUCUUUCUCUUGUGUAUGCGUAAGCACCUAGCUGCCCCAAGCUUUACUCGAAACGAAUCAAUUGGACAACAAGUCGUAUCCUUUUUACGUCGAUUUUGAUUUUAGUCAGAAAUGUUAUCAGCGAGUGGACUGUCCAGCAGCAGUAUGCAUAGGGAGGAAAUAUAUCGAAUGCUAUGUAUAUUUUGAAAUUGUAAAUUAGUUUAUCUUAUUAUUAGCGCACGGAUUGUUCAUUUAUUUUUAUUGACGAUUUUAUAUUUUUAUUUGGCUUAGGAAGUCCGAAAAGGAGAAGCAGACGAAAGAUGGAUAUUCGCUAUAUUUAGUAGUGCUUAUUUUUGUGUUUAAGCUAAGUAAAAAGUGAAUGAAAUAUUGUGCGUAUAAAGAAAAUUUAUCAUGUUUGCUUAACUGCCGGUGCGAGUAGACGGAACUCUUAAACAUAAAAGCAGUGAAAAUGAAGAGCGAAAAAUAUAUUUAUUGAGCACAAAAUGAUCUGCGCUGAA
Toxorhynchites rutilus septentrionalis is the source of this 4331-nucleotide messenger RNA. RefSeq names its product dipeptidyl peptidase 9. The record is from RefSeq and is a predicted model, not a curated record. Gene Ontology annotation, molecular function: serine-type peptidase activity; dipeptidyl-peptidase activity. The transcript has 7 exons. Gene Ontology annotation, biological process: proteolysis. NCBI's taxonomy places the organism in Eukaryota, Metazoa, Arthropoda, Insecta, Diptera, Culicidae. The coding region runs from base 637 to 3495 and encodes 952 amino acids.